CCCUUUACUCCAGCCGCCGCCUCUCGUGUUUCCGCCCCUGGUGCUGGCAGGUCGGCCAAUCCGGACACAGCCGGUAUCGCGGAGCUGCACUGGGCGCGGGCUGCCAUCGCACUCGCUUUCUUUCUCUCGCCCCUUCACAUUCGCCUGAGAGGCGGCGGCCUCCCCUCGCCCCCUUUUUCUUCUUUCUCUUCGCCGGACAGCCGGUUUCUGUUUUCCCAUUGCCUAAUGAUGUGAUUUGCAGGCUCUGCAUAGAUUUGUUGAAAAGUUGGACUUGAUUCUCUGGCAUUGGCACCUAAUGCGGUUCCAGAAAAGUAUGUUCAGGAUCUCUGGUGUUCCAAGCCAAAGAUAAAUCUCUAACAUCUGUCAACUCUUACUUUCUUUAUCUUGUGCAAGCCUUUUCAGAUAAAUUCUAACAAUGGCAGAAGCCCAUCAAGCAGUUGCGUUUCAGUUUACCGUAACCCCAGAUGGAAUUGAUCUGCGCAUGAGCCAUGAAGCUCUCAGGCAGAUCUAUUUGUCUGGUCUCUACUCUUGGAAGAAGAAAUUUAUCAGAUUCAAGAAUGGCAUAAUCACGGGCGUCUAUCCUGCUAGUCCAUCCAGUUGGCUUAUCGUUGUUGUAGGAGUUAUGUCAACAAUGUAUGCCAAAAUAGAUCUUUCAUUGGGAUUGAUAUCUAAAAUCAACCAGACCCUUGAUACAACUGGCUAUAUGUCCAACCAAACGCAGAAUGUUGUCAGUGGGGUUCUCUUUGGGACAGGGCUCUGGGUAGCCCUCAUUUACUCAAUGCGCUAUACGCUGAAGAUGCUGCUUUCCUACCAUGGGUGGAUGUUUUCUGAACAUGGCAAACUUUCUACGGGAACCAAGCUAUGGAUGACUCUGGUGAAGCUUUUCUCAGGUCGCAAGCCAAUGCUGUACAGUUUUCAGACAUCUCUGCCACGUCUUCCUGUUCCAGCUGUUAAAGAUACAAUAAAUAGGUAUUUGGAAUCAGUUCAUCCACUUAUGAACGAUGAAGAGUUUAAAAGAAUGGAAGGCCUUGGCAAAGAUUUUGCAGUUAAUCUGGGACCAAAGCUACAGUGGUAUUUGAAGCUGAAAUCCUGGUGGGCUACAAACUAUGUUAGUGAUUGGUGGGAAGAAUACAUUUACCUUCGAGGGCGUGGACCUAUCAUGGUUAACAGUAAUUACUUUGCAAUGGACUUUUUGUAUUUUACUCCCACCACUGUGCAGGCAGCUAGAGCUGGCAAUGCUAUCCAUGCCAUCCUGCUGUAUAGAAGAAAACUGGACAGACAGCAAAUCCAGCCAAUUCUUCUGAUGGGAUCCACUGUUCCACUCUGCUCAGCUCAAUGGGAGAGGAUGUUUAAUACCUCCCGUAUUCCAGGAGAGGAAACAGACACUAUCCAGCAUUUAAAAGACAGCAAACACAUUGUUGUGUUCCAUAAGGGAUGCUAUUACAAAGUAUGGCUGUACUAUGAUGGCAGACAGCUGAAACCCCGGGAGAUCGAACAGCAGAUGCAGUGGAUUCUAGAUGCCAAAUCAGAGCCCCAACCCGGUGAAGAGAAGUUAGCUGCUCUUACGGCAGGAGACAGAGUUCCUUGGGCUAAAGCUCGCCAGACGUAUUUUGCACGUGGAAAGAACAAGCAGUCUUUGGAUGCUAUUGAAAAGGCAGCUUUCUUUGUGACUUUGGAUGACACUGCUCAGGGUUACAGGGAAGAAGAUCCAGUGACAUCGAUGGAUGCCUAUUCCAAGGCACUUCUACAUGGCAAAUGCUAUGACAGGUGGUUUGACAAAUCGUUCACUCUUAUAGUGUUCAAGAAUGGUAAAAUGGGCCUGAAUACUGAGCAUUCUUGGGCAGAUGCUCCUAUUGUUGGACAUCUUUGGGAGAAUGUCAUGUUAUCUGACUGUCUUGAACUGGGCUAUACAGAAGAUGGACAUUGCAGAGGAGAAGCCACUUCAGGCAUUCUUAUGCCUACCAGACUGCAGUGGGAAAUCUCUGAAGAAUGCCAAGAAGUGAUCGAGGCAUCCUUGGCCAUUGCAAGGCCUCUAGCAGAGGAUGUGGAUUUUCAUUCAUUUCCUUUCAACACAUUUGGGAAAGGAUUAAUGAAGAAAACAAAAACUAGUCCUGAUGCAUUCGUGCAACUUGCGCUGCAGCUUGCUCACUACCGGGACAUGGGAAAAUUUUGCUUAACAUAUGAAGCAUCUAUGACCCGCCUAUUCAGAGAAGGUAGAACAGAAACAGUUCGUUCAUGUACUAUCCAAUCAUGCAAAUUUGUGCAAGCUAUGGAUGACUCAGCUGAAAGUCUUGAAAAGAAGCGUGCCCUUUUCAAAGCAGCUGCUAAUAAUCAUCAGCAUUUGUAUCGUCUUGCCAUGACUGGCGCUGGCAUUGAUCGUCAUCUUUUCUGCCUUUAUGUGGUGUCCAAAUACCUUGCUGUUGAUUCUCCUUUCCUUAAGGAAGUUUUGGCAGAACCCUGGAGACUUUCAACCAGUCAAACACCCCAACAGCAUAUUGAUUUGAAUAAGAAUCCUGGAAUGGAGUCCAGUGGUGGAGGCUUUGGACCUGUUGCUGAUGAUGGUUAUGGAGUGUCUUACAUAAUUGUGGGUGAUGAUCUCAUCAGUUUCCAUGUAUCCAGCAAAUUUUCUUGCCUUGAAACUAAUUCCCAUCGCUUUGGGAGAAACAUUGAACAAGCAUUGUGUGACAUCCGUAACUUGUUUGGUCUUGGCAAAAACUCUACCAAGUGAUUCCCUAACAGCAGGUUGACCAGUCACCCUGUCUUGGAGCAUGAGAACUCUUCUGAUCAGUGACUGAAAACAAGGCAUGCUAAGCAGCAAUCCAUUCAAGGGUAUACACAAGCUUUCUUGUGAGCUGUUUGGAUCCAUCACUGCAAUUGUUCAGAGAGGUUCCCCCCUCCCCCAAGAAAUGACACUUGAUAUUCUCUGUAUUAGUAGGAGAGCUGCAAGUUGACAACGUUUAUUCUAGGCUUGUCUUAAUCUGAUGUACACUUGAUCAUCUCUUUCUUUAAAAUAUGUCUACUUGUAUUCUGUAAAUUAAGGGAUGUAAUGUGUCUAUUCCAAUCUCAUGUCAUCAGAAAAAUCUGACUUGAAAUGUACCAGUAGCAGACCAUCAGCUUAUCUAUUUGUUGCUUCUUUCAUCAGUAAGUGAUAAAGUAAGUCACAACAUGGGGCAUUCACUUUAAAGAAAAAUAUUUCAAUAAGCUGAAUAUCAAAUAAAAAAUCUGGCGUAUAUAAUGAAAUGCGCUAAGAGGGAAAUGCUGCUUGGAACUAAGCAUGUGCUGCCAUAGGUCAGUGGUAACAUAUUUGCUAUAUCUAAAACAAUGGCAAUUAAGACUUUUCAUUUAGAUUAGCUCGUAAUUGUCUGCUAAAUUUGGAAAGCAGAAUUGCUGAGCUUGAGAAACAGAGUUACUGAAUUCACAAUCAUUUCUCUAAGUAUAAUAUAACCAGGUAAAAAUAUGCACAUUUCUACAUGGUGUGGUAUAUAAGAGGUCCCAUAAGAAAUUUCCUGUAAGACAGAAUAAUUCCUACAGUAUUUCAAAAAAAAAAAAAAAAAAAAUUCAAGAGAACUGUCAUUUUUGCCUCAAGUGGUCAGUGAAAAUUGUCCCGUUCAUAACCUCUUCCUGCACUUCAAGAUGUUAGCUGUCACACCUUUUAGACAAUCCACAAUACAAGGAACGUUCAACCUAAUUGAUACAAUGCAGUUUGACCACCCUCAUGCCUUAACUCCCAUCUCAUGUGCAAUCAUAGAAAAUGGCAAAGGUCUUUAAUAUAAUAUCUGACACUUGGAUAAGUCCAGGGAGCUAUCUGGAUUACCAUAGUCAGAUACUUUAAAAACAAAAACUAGAAGGCAUGACAAAUCAUGAAUUACAUUACUAGAUAAUGUGUAACAGUAAUUACAACAAAAAGGAUACUGGGAGCUAAUGACCAUCAGAAAAUUCACCAAAAAGCCUGAAAAUAUUAACAUUACAAACAUUUAACAGCAAGGUAUUCUAGGCAGUUCAGCAAUUACAACUACUUCUCCAAAUUAGAUGGCUACAAUGAGAGAGAUCAUGCAGCAUAUUCAGACAUUUUAAUCGAAAUAAUCCUGAUACUUCAGAGUUUUUAAUAACUAGAACAUUAGUUAUUAAACAAAUUAGGGAAGUAUCUUUCUGGCCUAAGGAUGUAGCAUGUGAACAAUUUCUUUGUUAUUCAACAUCUUGGCUUGAGGUAUUAAAGAUCAUAUGCAUUGUUCUGUAAAUGAAUAUUGGAGUUCAAGACCCCCUAUAGGAGUGGGUGAAACAUGUUUUAUGUGAUCAGCUACAGUAAAUGGGCAAGAAAAUUAUGGGGGGGAAUGAAACAUUAGAUGUCAUGCUGCAUUCUGACAAAGUACUCCAGGAAAUUAAGAGUCAGUGUUUUUGGAGCUUUGUGCAUACACUAUAUUGACCACUGAACAAUCUCUAUUAAUUUUUAGAUAAUCUUUUUUAUUAAGUACUUAGCUUUGACUCAGGUUUUAGAUGUUUCAAAUGUAAUCAUAGUUAAUUGGCACAUUAUCAAUGCAACGUUUCAUUCUUUAAGGGAAUGUGAAGGCUGAAGAGUUCUGUGUCAUGUUUUUUAUUUGACACAAUUUCUAAAUUUGGUUUGUAUCCUCUUAGAAUGUCAACUGCAUGUAAAUAAUGUUUCUUUGGUUGUAAAUCUUUAAACGCACAGUAAAUGUAGAGUAUCCUUAAUAAAGAAAUUAAUAUUA
Molecule: messenger RNA, 4724 nt
Organism: Elgaria multicarinata webbii
Lineage: Eukaryota; Metazoa; Chordata; Lepidosauria; Squamata; Anguidae
Gene: CPT1A
Product: carnitine palmitoyltransferase 1A
Exons: 20
Coding region: 416-2728 (770 amino acids)
Biological process (GO): fatty acid metabolic process; carnitine metabolic process
Cellular component (GO): mitochondrion
Molecular function (GO): carnitine O-palmitoyltransferase activity
Source: RefSeq, a predicted model, not a curated record